Molecule: messenger RNA, 1889 nt
Organism: Oreochromis niloticus (Nile tilapia)
Lineage: Eukaryota; Metazoa; Chordata; Actinopteri; Cichliformes; Cichlidae
Gene: pltp
Product: phospholipid transfer protein
Exons: 15
Coding region: 233-1720 (495 amino acids)
Biological process (GO): ceramide transport; high-density lipoprotein particle remodeling; phospholipid transport
Molecular function (GO): phosphatidylethanolamine transfer activity; lipid binding; phosphatidic acid transfer activity
Source: RefSeq, a predicted model, not a curated record
UUUAAAGUGCUCCUACAAUUUCUCAUGUCAGGAGCGCUUUUAAGGUCCAAGUUGCUCUGUUUAUAUCUUUGAGAGGAUUAAGUCCACAUUUUGAAGAAGGAAAUUCAACCCAUGAUAAGAACAUCAGAAUUUUGCAAUUUAUGGCAACUCUUUGUACAAGGAAUCUGGAGACAGACCAACAUCAGACCAGAACUCAAAAAAGUUAAUUAAUGUUGGCAUAUUCAGGUUCAGGAUGACUUCCUAUUUCGUGCACUUCCUCUUCCUCUGGUCUUUGUCUGUCAUGGGCUCUGCUGAACCUGCAGGCUGUAAAAUACGUAUCACUGACAGAGGACUGGACAUGUUGAAGUAUGAAACUCAAAAAUUUGUUGAAGAGGAGCUAAGUAACAUCAGCAUGCCGGAGAUGAAGGGGGAAGAAGGACGAUUCCAGUACACCAUCACUGAUGUGAAGAUUACAGAGCUGAAUCUGACUCACGCUGAUCUGCGGUUCAUCCCUGAUGUUGGUUUGCUGUUCGAUGUUCAGAACUCAUCGAUCUCACUGACUUUCAACAGACGGAUCCUCUACUGGUUCUUUUACGACACAGGAAACAUCAACGCGUCGGCUGAGGGCGUGAACAUCAACACAGCUCUGAACCUGAUCAGAGACGAGGAGGGACGGCUGAAGAUCAAUAACAUCACUUGUGAUGCCAAAAUCAGCAAAAUGAGUGCAAAGUUCAGUGGAACGCUGGGGAGAGUUUACGGCUUCCUGGCCAGAUUUCUGACAACAGGCAUGCGCUUCCUCCUCAACCAAAAGAUCUGCCCGGCUCUGGAUCAUGCUGCUCUGGUUCUUGUGAACUCACUGUUGGAGACGAUCCCAGUGAGGACAGAAGUUGAUCAGUUUAUUGGUAUCGAUUAUUCGCUGAUCAGUGAUCCCGUGGUGACGUCCCGGAGCCUCGACAUGCACUUUAGGGGGAUGUUCUUCGACCUUUCUCACCAGAACAUCUCGUUGGUGAACUAUGCUGUGGAACCCGUCAUCAAAGAGUAUGACCGGAUGGUAUACUUGGCACUGUCCGAGUUCUUCUUCGACAGUGGCUUGUUCUCCUACUACACGGCCGGAGUCUUUCAGAUGCACAUUGUCAAUGAAAAGAUGCCCAAAGAUCUGGAGAUGUUAUUGAGAACCACCUACUUUGGAUUCAUCAUGAUGCUGAACCCGGCACUGGUGGAUGCUCCACUGUCUCUCCAGCUCGCCGUCAACUCUCCGCCCAAAACCUCCAUCAAGACGUCUGGAGCCACGGUUGUCAUGACUGCCAUCGUCAAUGUGAUGGUGCUGCCUCCAGGUCAGCCUCCGGUUCAGCUGAGCAGCAUGACCAUGGAGACCAAGUUCAAUGCCAAAGUUUCCAUGAGAGGAAAACGUCUGUCUGUUCACGCUGACCUACGCAGGUUUAAGAUCUUCUCCAACCAGUCUGCUCUUGAAUCUUUGGCGUUGAUUCCUCUGCAGGCUCCUCUAAAGACAAUGCUGCAGAUGUCUGUAGUCCCACUGAUCAACAACUGGACAAAGAGAGGCGUUCGGAUCCCGCUGGCUGAUGGGAUGGAUUUCAUUGAGGAGGUGGUUGAAUAUCAUAACGGUUUCAUCGUGAUCGGAGCAAAUCUUCACUUCAGCAAAGGGCUGAGAGAAAUGGUAGUAGGAAGCUCAGAGAUGGAGCAACAGACUGCCAACUCCACCGCCACCACCAGCACUGCCUAAAUGUUCAUACGCAGGGUUUAUAUAGAUCUACGAUUAAUGUGAAUAUAUACAACACAUCAGUAAAACCAUGAGUAUAUGAUGAACAGAUCAGAAAAGAACUGACAGCAGCACAGUGAGCCUUACACCUUGUAAUCAGUCCAAACUAACAGGGUUACAAUUAGAGACACUA